Messenger RNA from Camelina sativa (false flax), 1356 nucleotides. RefSeq lists its product as uncharacterized. The record is from RefSeq and is a predicted model, not a curated record. NCBI's taxonomy places the organism in Eukaryota, Viridiplantae, Streptophyta, Magnoliopsida, Brassicales, Brassicaceae.
UCAAUCCUUUCUUCACCUCUAUUCUUCUCUUCUCACUAAAAAAAUAUCAAAACCUUUCACAUUUACAAUCUCUCUCUCUUUCUCUCUCUCUCUCUUUGUCUCUCUACAAGCUCUUUCUAUGCACCAAGUCGAUCUAGAAUCCUUUGUUUCUUCAGUAUGCGUCGGUGGCUCCGACCACCGAAAGAUCGCAUGUGAGACCCUCGCCCCCGACGAACCGACGAUCCCACCUUACUACAGCAACUCCGCCGUGAGUCCGAACGAUUUCCCGCCGCAAUCUUACUUCUUGUCAAACGAUGCUGAUCAGCUCGAGUGGCUAAGCGGCAACGCCUACUUUGAUCGUCAAGAUUCACAGAGAGGCAACUCAGGGAUACUCAAUCCAAACCAACAACACACGAACACGAGCUCGCAACGGUUUUUACUUAAAUCCAAAGCGUCGAUCAUCGGUUUACCUAAACCGCAAAAUACUUGUUUCAACGAGGCUAAGCAACGGCGACACCACGGCGGCAAGAAGAACAAGGUCGUCUUGAGACGGGUCGGGUCACGAACAAAGACGGAUAGUACUUCGGUUCGCGAACCUUCUUCUCCUAAGGUCUCUUGCAUCGGGACAGUGAGAUCCAGAAGAGAACGCAGCCGCCGUAUGCAACGCCAGAAAUCGAAUCGGGUCGAACCGACUAACCGGGUUAAGAAAUCCGGGUUUAUGGCGAGUUUCAGAGCCAUCUUCAGGAUCAAAGGCGGAUGCAAAGACGUGUCGGCGCGUGGGUCUCACGGGGCGUCGAGCAGGAAACAAGACAUCAGGAACCGGCUCCCGAAGGAAGCUGUUGCGAAGUCUUCUUCUUCUGGUGACGGCGGAGAGCAGGUGGUGGUACCUGUACCCGGUUUGGGUGGGAUGACGCGUUUCGCUUCCGGAAGAAGAGCGGAUUUGUUGGAUGGUGGGGGAUGUUGACGUGGCCGCGUGACAAGUGUGUCAAUAGUUAUACAUGUGGGGUACAGUUUUUUAUAUAGUGUUUUUUUGUUUUUUAAGUCCCAGGGGGAGGAAAGUAAGCAGAAUAGAAACAGUACUUUGGUUGUCUUUGUCUGAAUUUUAGUUGGUGGGAUCUGUUCUAGUUUUUGAAAAAGUCGUUGGUGAUGACGUGGCAUCUGGUUUAAACGAUUUCUUUUAUUUUGUUCAUAUAUGAAAAAAGAACACGGCGGCAACGCGAGAACGGUGAUUUCACACCCACCGCACCGCUCCGUUUUUUUUUUUUUUUUUUUUUUUGUAAUCUUCUUUGUUUCAGUCGUAAAUAGUUCAGCUAAUGAUUACAUCUGUACAUGCGUGUUGUCAAACAAAAUGUAUUUGUAUUUAAUCUUUUUUUGAUU